GAGAAUUCAGGGUAUUAACAGAAAAGAAUCAGAAGUUUCAUGAGGCCGUAAUGUUAAGUGGCAGUGAAGUGGUACAGAGGAUGCAUACUGCCAACCUGCAGCUGAAGGAAGCCCUCUCCACGUGGGAGUGGUUGGGGAGCUUCGAGAAUGGAUUCAUGACAGACGCUGCCCGCCGAGAGCAGGAGUCCCUAAAGAAGAAGAUUCAGCCGAAGCUCUCACUGACCUUGUCCAGCUCCGUGUCUCGUGGGAAUGUGUCCACGCCACCACGCCACAGCAGUGGAAGCCUUACUCCCCCCGUGACCCCACCCAUUACCCCCUCGUCUUCAUUCCGCAGCAGCACUCCAACAGGCAGUGAGUAUGACGAGGAGGAAGUGGAUUAUGAAGAGUCGGACAGCGACGAGUCCUGGACCACAGAGAGCGCCAUCAGCUCCGAAGCCAUCCUCAGCUCCAUGUGCAUGAAUGGAGGGGAGGAGAAGCCUUUCGCCUGCCCGGUUCCUGGAUGUAAAAAGAGAUACAAGAACGUGAAUGGCAUAAAGUACCACGCUAAGAAUGGUCACAGAACACAGAUUCGUGUGCGCAAGCCAUUCAAAUGUCGCUGUGGUAAGAGUUACAAGACAGCUCAGGGCCUGCGGCACCACACAAUCAAUUUCCAUCCCCCGGUGUCAGCUGAGAUUAUCAGGAAGAUGCAGCAAUAACAUGCUGGUCAUAACUGUGCCAAGAAAUCCUCACCAGCAGUUGCUGAUUUUGAAAACAGCCACCUUUUUUCAGGGGAAGCAUUCAGCAACCCUUUAAGGAAUUAAAUGCAUGCUUUAAAUUUUUUCUGUAAUUUUGGAAUGAUGUAUCUUUGUAGAGUUAAUGAUUUUGUACAUUUGCACAUGUAAUCAUCAUACCCAUUUUCAUUACUUUGAUAUAAGGUGCUAAACAAAAAAGCUCUAGGUUCUUCAGCACAUUUCCCCCAAAACAAACUAUGACUGAGGGCAUGUUGCAUAUUAUUUAGUUGUAUUGCAGUGAUAGCAACUGGGGGAGGAGGGGCUGGCACUGAGGUUUUCUUUUCCCCAAGAUUGUAAUGUGAUUGAAGUUGUUUUUCAACACAUCAACUCACUAUGUUCAAAACCAAAAUAAUACCUUCAUUAUCAAACUGGUUACCAUGCCUUACAUAAUGGAGUUAGUAUUUGUGAGUAGAAAGACUUUAGGUAAUGGAAAUAUAAAUUAAGAAUGUUUAACAUAAUAUGCUAAAAUAUUUUCAUAUUUAAAUAACAUACAUAAAAGGUGUGCUUUCUGUGUUUUAUAUUAUCUUGCAAGUCCUUUUGCCCUUUAAAAAGCUGAAAAUCUUGCCAUCUGACUUACCAAUUGUUUUAGUGUUAUCAAUGGCAUUUUUGUACAAAAUAGUCUCUUCAGUUCACUCUUCAACAAGCAUCCCCUUGAGUACCUGCUGGGUACAAGGGGAUCGAUUUAUGCCUAUUAAUAUUUGCAGACCAAGAUAACAGUUUAGUGAACUAGUUAUCCUUGAAACCUGUUAGGAAACUCUUUGAAAUACUUACGUACAAAUUUUUGUGUGAAAUUUAGUUCUAUCUUCAUCUUUAGGUGAAGUUUUAAAGCACUUUGUAGUUCUCUAUUGCCAACAGAUUUAAUGUUUUAUGUGUUGCCAAUUCUUACAACCACUGCCCUAACAAACCUGUGGGUUGCAAAUAAGAAUUAAAAUUCCACACACGGUUCAAAGAAACAUUUUUGUUAAAGCCCCUAUUGCCUCUUCUUCAUGCUCAUUGUGUUUUUAGUUUUUUUUAAAGGCCCUUUUCCUAUCACAUUGUAGAUGUCUGUAUUCCCAUUAUAAAUGUCUGUUUAGCUUUAUAAAACAAUUUGCUGAAAUAUGAAAUUGAGCCUUAUUGACAAUUAAGUGCUUUCUUGCAGCAGGUGGUCAAAGGAGAAAUGACUAAUAUGUGACCCCUUAGAAUAACCUACGUCUGGACCAUUCCUGAAGUCUUUCUCACCAACAAUACCAUCAUGCCUUGAGUGUUCUUUUCUCCCAAGUGCUAUUCCUUAAACGUGAGUGUUUACCAGUUGCCUAAUUAUGCAAUAAAAAUUGCUCUGAGAUUGCCAACUGCUCACAAAAUUGGUGAAAAACAAACUCACACUGCUUGUAACUUUCUUCCCAUGUCCCCAUUUGAUGAAAGUCUUACAGCUGGAAAGCAGGUGUCCCUCCUUGAUUUUUUCAGACACUUUGAAAGGAUGACAAUUCUGUUAGCCAGAUGGGUAAGCUUCUAUAUUCUUCAGUUGUGAACCCCUUAUAAUGAGGGGGUUUUAAGUAUUUAUAAAGACACUGCCCUCUGAAAAUUUCCUCAGCUCUCUGAAGCGUGGUCUUGGUCCUGAAUGUACAGUGUUACCGUGUAUGUUUAAAAGGGUGAUCCAGACAUGAACAGCCGUCGGUGCAUAAGGCACUUGGCUACUUCGUAUCUACCUAUAAUUGACCAAGAUGUUUUCAGGCCAGCAAUUAUUUAGCUUCGCUCCUUCUAGUGCAAGAAACUGCAGGCUGGAUCAGUAGUUCAACAGCUAAACAGUCAUAAAAUAUCAUCGUGCAUGUUAACGUUUCUUUCAACUAUAAAACAAAUUCCGAUUUCUAUUUGCUUAUUCAUCGUGACAGUAUUACUAAACCGGUAAGGAUGGGAAUAUUUUGUUAUACCGUGUAUAGUGAAUGUAUUGUACUGUGUCUGUGAAAACUGUGCUUUAAAUUAUAUUUUCAUAUGUUUUGUUGGGGACAGAGCACAUUAAGUUUGAAAGCGACAGAGGUUUUAGAACUGAAGGCAACUUAAAUGAAUCAAAAUUCCUGUCAAGAAAAGCUGCUUAUAAAUGUAAAUUAAAUCACAUUUAAAAUAAACUGUCUCUGACCCAAAAUAAAGACGGCUCUUUAUUGUCAUUAGCAUCCAUUAUGAAAAGCCAGUAUCAAGUUUCCCACAGAAACUAAUAUAUCCACUCAGUGCCUUGGGCUACCUUGGGCUGCCCCCCGCAUGUUUUACAGAAUUCAGCUCACACAUGAAAACUGGAUUUAAUUUUUUGCUUAGAUUAGAAUGCAUUGCUUUUUAAUCCUUAAUAGUUUUUGCCUAACAACAAACAGGGCAUCAAAAUAUGGGAGGCCAGAAAGUGAUAGAAAUGUGAGGAGCAAUAAGUCCACUGCUUUCCUCGGAGCUGUCCGCACCCUUAGCAGUCAGGACAGAUCCAGCAGUUAGAGGAUCACUUCGGACUUAGUGAACUCAAGGGCAUCAUCAGUUAACUAACCUGCAUCCAACAGCAGCAGAAGACACAAUGUUUGAGCUCACACAGAGCAUCUACUUCCUGAGAAUAUAAAUCAUACAAAGCAUGUUCUCAGACCACAGUGGGAUUAAACCUAUUUUUGAAAUCAUUACAAAAAGAUAACUGAAAAACACCAAAAUACUUAAGAUUAAAGAAAAAUAAUAAGCGUGGGGCCAAAAACUAUUUAGACUAGUAAGAUGAACAAUCAUCUCACCAGUACUACACUAUUCGAAGGUUUUAAAGUGAGCACGGUCUGGAAUCAUUAAUGCACCAAAAAUGCUCCUAUCACUCAACAUGUUUUACUUGAAUACAUUCUGCUUAGCAGGAAAGUAAAACAUGGCAUCUUCAAUACUGCUGCCCCAGGUAUGCUACGUCCUAACAUCUGGCAUCUGACGACAGCCUGACACUGUUUUCUCCUUGACUCAAAAACCUUUUUACAGGAUUCCAACAACAUACAAGUUGUGCGCCCAGAAAAAAAUACAAGCAACAUGAUGUGUAACGCAGUUCAUAUACAGCACCCAAAAUGCCGCCAUGCUGAGUAUAAGCUUAACAUCUUAAAUAGCUCGUUUGCUUAUUAGGACAAGAUCAAAUAUUUUCGUAACUACAAAAGCAGCAGAACCAAAAAGUCAGAACUUUAAAUUCUUAACAUUCAUGUUAUAAAACAGAAAGGAAUGCAAUACAGUUCAAAAACUUAAAGACACAAAUGGGGGAAAAAGACGUUGAAGAUGCUGGAGUUAAGGAAAAACUAUUGCAAAUAAAUUUGACAAUGACAUUACCUCCAAAAAUGUCUGUCCUCUUUAAUGUUAAUGAGAAUACUAUACACAGCAGAGACAUAACUUAAAAUACAUUGCUUUGAUUUGGGUUUAUGUAUUACAUUUUUAAUCACCUAAGAAUUUUAUUUGUUAUAUUGUCAUCAGGAAAAUGUGAAAAAGAUAUAUUUUCUGUGAUUUUAUGCCACAAACACCAUUAUUUAGAUCAUUUAAUAUGAAACGAUUGUACUCACAUAUCUUGUUCCAUUUUCCUAUUAAAAAUACAAC
Molecule: messenger RNA, 4322 nt
Organism: Rhinolophus ferrumequinum (greater horseshoe bat)
Lineage: Eukaryota; Metazoa; Chordata; Mammalia; Chiroptera; Rhinolophidae
Gene: JAZF1
Product: JAZF zinc finger 1
Exons: 4
Coding region: 51-695 (214 amino acids)
Cellular component (GO): nucleus
Source: RefSeq, a predicted model, not a curated record